AGACCAAGGACGCAGUUGCGGACGACAGGCACACGAAGCGGCGAAAAAAUGUGGAAGACAACAGGAGCGGCCAUAUUACGGGGGGUCAUGGACGAGCAGGUGCUCCUGCUGCUUCCACCGGCUCUGCAGCAUCCUCAUCUUCAUCCUCCGCUGGAGAAAUGAACGGCAUGAUCUCCUCACUGGUAGCUCCUGACGGACCAACAGCGCCAGCUCGUCCACUAUUUGCGAUCGAAGACGGAGCGGCACAGACGCCUGGAAUUUACUGUGGUGCAGAAGGGGGCACAACCGUCGUGGAAGGUAGCUCAAUGUUCGGUGCCGGGGGCGGUGCGACGACGCCGGGCAUGGUGGGAGCUUUUGAUGGACAAGAAGAUCAGCCGCACGACCAGUACUACGCCCUCGGAUCUGCAACUACUGUUGUCGGUGGCUUCACUGUUUUUGGGCAAUACACAGACGGUAGUGCCACGG
This is a messenger RNA of Amoebophrya sp. A120, 465 nucleotides long. The record is from the annotation of a GenBank genome assembly. Lineage: Eukaryota; Dinophyceae; Syndiniales; Amoebophryaceae.